AGUACGGUACGGAGAACAGAACUGAGGAACCAGCCAAUUAUAUUUCCGGAUAUAAAAGUUAAUUAUUGUCUAUCUAUUUCGUGAACGAAGUUUCAUGAAAAUGGCUGGAGUAGUUUUAGAAACUUUGAGUUGGAAAAAGUUGAUUAUUUUAGGACUAUUUUUGUUAUUUCUUUUGGUAUCAUUUUUCCUGAUUGGUGGAUUGAUAGCACCUAAUCCUUCUAAUGUCAUCAACAUUCUUGGUACAAAAUGUGUGAAUACUGGUGGGAUAGGUAAUAAGGAAUGGUUUAUCCCAAGAGGCUCCGGCUUAGAAAAGUGUAUUCAAUAUGACAGUCUUGAUGAUCCAAGGAUAGAGGAUGACAGAGUCUCAGCAAAUCAGAUUGUGUUUGCAUUCUGGUUGCCUCACGUGAGGGAAGGAAAGCAACUGGACUUUAGUCGUUGGCAACAAACAAUGAUAGGAGUUCUUCAGCUUGAAAUUAUAUAUGAUGAGAAGGUUCAAGUAGAAGAGGAUGCUGUUAUUCAGUUAGAUGCAAGAAUAGGAUACAGAAAUGAAGAAGACGAUGUAAAUGACUGGAAAGAACUAGCAAGCUCCCUUGAGGAAAGACAUCUUAACUGUAAAAUGGAAGGAAAGAAAGAAAAUGGAUAUGCUUAUGAAUGUGACUUGCUGUCAUUUUUUGAACUGGGCAGUAUUCACCAUGACUACUACCUUGUAAAUAUCAAAGUUCCAGUAGAACCAUACAAAGGGAUCAACAUGGGAAUAGGAAAACUCAGGGACAUUACCCUUGUUGCUAUUCAUCAGAAUGGAGGUUUUACUAGGGUAUGGUUGUCUAUAAAGACGGUUAUGUUCCCAAUGAUACUGGCUGUGCUGGUCUGGUAUUGGAGGAGAAUAUCUUUUCUUACAAGACCUGCAAACUUACUGGAAAGAACACUGUUUUCACUGGGAAUUGCCAUGUCAGUUUUGAAUUGUCCACUGGAAUGGUUCACAUUAGUUCUAGAUAUGCCAUUCAUGUUACUCAUCACUGAUAUGAGACAGGGUGCAUUCUAUGCCAUGUUACUCAGCUUCUGGAUUAUUUUUACAGGAGAACAUAUCAUGGACCAGACUGAAAGGAACAGACUGGCUCUGUACUGGAAACAUCUGCUUGCUGUUGUGAUUGGCUGCUUCUGUCUGCUACUCUUUGAACUCUCAGAAAGAGGUGUGCAGUUAGCCAACCCAUUCUUCAGCAUCUGGGUAACUGGUAUUGGAUCAAAACUGGCUCUGUCUUUCAUCAUUGUAGCAGCCAUUGCAGCAUCAUGUUAUUUCUUCUUCCUCUGCUACAUGAUCUUCUUGGUGUUUAGAAACAUAAGUGCUAAAAAGACUGCCUUACCUGCAAUGAGUAGCGGAAGGAGGUUAUACUAUAUGGGUCUGAUAUACAGAUUUAAGUUUUUGAUGUUGACAACACUAGUUUGUGCAGCUUUGACUGUUGUGUUCUUCAUCAUGAGCCAGUUAAGUGAGGGUCAGUGGAAGUGGGGAGAUGAAGAUCCUAACCUUGAGUAUACAAGUGCUUUCUUCACUGGUGUGUAUGGUAUGUGGAAUGUGUAUGUGAUUGGACUACUCUCACUGUAUGCCCCAUCCCAUAAACAGUUUGUUCCUCAAUCUACAUCAGACAACAGUCAAGAAGAGGAGGUUCAACUGACAUACAUGCCAUCUACUUCUGAGGCUUCAACCUUCCAGACUUUCGCUGCUAAGGCUGCUGCAGAUUAAACACAUCUCAACACAUAUAUACAAAUUAUUCUCAUGUAGGCAAAGAUACUUUCUGCAUAAUACUGCUUUAGUGACAACUGAAGAAAGUGUUAAUAUAAAAUACAAUAUUAGAUGUGUGGAAUCAUUCAAAUGUGCAGUUAAGCAAUAAUUCCUAUCAAGACUGCUGAUAAUUAUUUAUAGGACCUAUAUAGAUGUCACUACUCCCACAAGCAAUAAGCAGUUCAAACAACUACUGCAGCUCUUCAUUUUAGCACAGGUGUUUGAAGCUCUAUCAGUGAAAUAUAUAUGAAGGUAAGAUUAUAGAUCUCUGAAAGAGAUCCAGGUUGGCAAUCUCACACUUCAGUUGGAGGAAUGGUGAUUUUGAAAACAAAUGAUGACUGAUUGUUCUCGGUUAAACACCAUUUCAGAAAUGUUAACUGCUGUAUAAAAAUGCAACCAUGCAAGUUUUAGUUGGAUUGUUUGAGGAAGAUUAGAUUUAUGGCCCUUUGUUCUUAUUUAUAGUCCUUUUUUCUGUCUGUCUGAAGUCAUAUCUCAGAAAUGGUUGAAAGGAUUCCAAUACAACAUUGUAGAAAUGAUAACUGCUAUAGGGCAAUGUGACCCUGCAAGUUUCAGUAAGAUUUGUAGAUUUAUGGCCCUUUGCAUUUAUAGAUAAGGUACAUAAAUAAUGUUUUAUUCAAGUUUUUCUCAGUCUGGAGUCAUAUCUCAGAAUUGUUUUGUAAGAUGUCAGUAACAGAUGGUAGAAAUGUUAAAUGCUCUAAGGAAAUAUUGUCCUGCAAGUUUCAGACAGAUUGCUAUAUUAAAACGAGAUUUAUGGCCCUUUAUACUUACAUUACAUAAAUAGCAUUUUCAUUCCAUUUUCUGUGCAUCAAGAGUCAUAUCUCAGACAUGGUUUGAAGGAUUUCAAUAAAACAUCGCAAUAAUGCUAAUUGCAAUUGGGUGGCCCUGCAAGAUUCAGUUAAUUACACUGGUUAUGGCCUUCAGUAGUUAUAUAACGCAUUCCUUUGCAAAUUUAAUGUCAUUUUAUGGUCAAUUUUUGCUGUGGAAUAUUGUGACCAGACUUAGUAGAUAUAUAGCUUUUUUGGAACCACAUGUACAUUGUGCAUUCUGGUCACUGGGGUCAAGGUUGUUCUUACUAAAAAUAGAAAAUUAUUUCUAAAAGGGAUAGAGUAUUACGUCCAAACUUGGAAUUUAGGAAGCUUGCAUGGAGGCAAUGGUUUUAGAUCUAUUUUGGGUUGCUUAGGUCAAGAUUAGGAUAGGUAAGUGGUUUUUAGCUCACCUGUCACGUAGUGACAGGGUGAGCUUUUGUGAUCUCCCUUUGUCCAUCGUCCGUCCGUCCACAGUUUCCUUGUGAACACGAUAGAGACCACAUUUUGUACUUGAUUUUUAGCUCACCUGUCACAAAGUGACAAGGUGAGCUUUUGUGAUCGCGCGGUGUCCGUCGUCCGUGCCUGCGUGCGUCCGUCCGUAAACUUUUGCUUGUGACCACUCUAGAGGUCACAUUUUUCAUGGGAUCUUUAUGAAAGUUGGUCAGAAUGUUCAUCUUGAUGAUAUCUAGGUCAAGUUCGAAACUGGGUCACGUGCCAUCAAAAACUAGGUCAGUAGGUCUAAAAAUAGAAAACCCUUGUGACCUCUCUAGAGGCCAUAUAUUUCAAAAGAUCUUCAUGAAAAUUGGUCAGAAUGUUCACCUUGAUAAUAUCUAGGUCAAGUUCGAAAGUGGGUCACGUGCCAUCAAAAACUAGGUCAGUAGGUCUAAAAAUAGAAAAACCUUGUGACCUCUCUAGAGGCCAUAUUUUUCAUGGGAUCUGUAUGAAAGUUGGUCUGAAUGUUCAUCUUGAUGAUAUCUAGGUCAAGUUCGAAACUGGGUCACGUGCGGUCAAAAACUAGGUCAGUAGGUCUAAAAAUAGAAAAACCUUGUGACCUCUCUAGAGGCCAUAUAUUUCAUGAGAUCUUCAUGAAAAUUGGUCAGAAUGUUUACCUUGAUGAUAUCUAGGUCAAGUUCGAAAGUGGGUCACAUGCCUUCAAAAACUAGGUCAGUAGGUCAAAUAAUAGAAAAACCUUGUGACCUCUCUAGAGGCCAUAUUUUUCAUGGGAUCUGUAUGAAAGUUGGUCUGAAUGUUCAUCUUGAUGAUAUCUAGGUCAAGUUUGAAAGUGGGUCACGUGCCAUCAAAAACUAGGUCAGUAGGUCAAAUAAUAGAAAAACCUUGUGACCUCUCUAAAGGCCAUAUUUUUCAUGGGAUCUGUAUGAAAGUUGGUCUGAAUGUUCAUCUUGAUGAUAUCUAGGUCAAGUUUGAAACAGGGUCAUGUGCGGUCAAAACUAGGUCAGUAGGUCUAAAAAUAGAAAAACCUUGUGACCUCUCUAAAGGCCAUAUUUUUCAUGGGAUCUGUAUGAAAGUUGGUCUGAAUGUUCAUCUUGAUGAUAUCUAGGUCAAGUUUGAAACUGGGUCACGUGCCUUAAAAAACUAGGUCAGUAGGGCAAAUAAUAAAAAAACCUUGUGACCUCUCUAGAGGCCAUACUUUUCAUGGGAUCUGUAUGAAAGUUGGUCUGAGUGUUCAUCUUGAUGAUAUCUAGGUCAAGUUUGAAACUGGGUCAACUGCGGUCAAAAACUAGGUCAGUAGGUCUAAAAUUAUUAAAAUCUUUUCACCUCUCUAGAGGCCAUAUUUUUCAAUGGAUCUUCAUGAAAAUUGAUCUGAAUAUUCACCUUGAUGAUAUCUAGGUCAGUUUCGAAACUGGGUCACGUGCGGUCAAAAACUAGGCCAGUAGAUAUAAAAAUAGAAAAACCUUGUGACCUCUCUAGAGGCCAUAUUUUUCAUGAGAUCUUCAUGAAAAUUAGUGAGAAUGUUCACCUUGAUGUUAUCUAGGUAAAGUUCAAAACAGGGUCACGUACCUUCGAAAACUAGGUCAAAAGGUCAAAUAAUAGAAAAACCUUGUGACCUCUCUAGAGACCAUAUUUUUCAAUGGAUCUUCAUGAAAAUUGGUCAGAAUUUUUAUCUUGAUAAGAUCUAGGUCAAGUUCAAAACUGGGUCACAUGAGCUCAAAAACUAGGUCACUAUGUCAAAUAAUAGAAAAAUUGACGUCAUACUCAAAACUGGGUCAUGUGGGAAGAGGUGAGCGAUUCAGGACCAUCAUGGUCCUCUUGUAAUCAAACUUGCACUCAACUUAUAUGGGCAUAAUAUCUCGGUUCCUUUCGAAAACUGGCUGGAUCCCAUCAUGGGUUCCAGAGUAAUGCCCCUUAAAGGGCCUAAAUUUGCUAUUUUUAGCUCACCUGAGCAAUGCUCAGGUGAGUUUUUCUGAUCGCUCGAUGUCCGUCGUCCGUCGUCUGUCGUCUGUCUGUCAACAUUUAGCUUGUGUAUGCGAUAGAGGCUGUAUUUUUCAAUUAAUCUUCAUGAAUAUUGGUCAGAAUGAUAACCUUGAUGAAAUCUAGGCUGAGUUCGAAAAUGGGUUAUCUCGGGUCAAAAACUAGGUCACUAGGUCAAAUCAAAGAAAAACCUUGUUUAUGCGAUAGAGGCUGUAUUUUUCAAUUAAUCUUCAUGAAUAUUGGUCAGAAUGAUAACCUUGAUAAAAUCUAGGCCGAGUUCGAAAAUGGGUCAUCUCGGAUCAAAAACUAGGUCACUAGGUCAAAUCAAAGAAAAACCUUGUGUAUGCGAUAGAGGCUGUAUUUUUCAAUUAAUCUUCAUGAAUAUUGGUCAGAAUGAUUGUCUUGAUGAAAUCUAGGCCGAGUUUGAAAAUGGGUCAUCUCGGGUCAAAAACUAGGUCACUAGGUCAAAUCAAAGAAAAACCUUGUGUAUGCGAUAGAGGCUGUAUUUUUCAAUUGAUCUUCAUGAAUAUUGGUCAGAAUGAUUGCCUUGAUGAAAUCUAGGCCGAGUUCGAAAAUGGGUCAUCUCGGGUCAAAAACUAGGUCACUAGGUCAAAUCAAAGAAAAACCUUGUGUAUGCGAUAGAGGCGGUAUGUUUCAGUUGAUCUUCAUGAAUUUUGGUCAGAAUGAUUACCUUGAUGAAAUCUAGGCCGAGUUCGAAAAUGGGUCAUCUGGGGUCAAAAACUAGGUCACUAGGUCAAAUCAAGGAAAAACCGUGUGUAUGCGAUAGAGGCUGUAUUUUUUAACUGAUCUUCAUGAAAUUUAGCCAGAAUGAUUACCUUGAUAAAAUCUAGGCCGAGUUUGAAAAUGGGUCAUCUGGGGUCAAAAACUAGGUCACUAGGUCAAAUCAAGGAAAAACCGUGUGUAUGCGAUAGAGGCUGUAUUUUUUAACUGAUCUUCAUGAAAUUUAGCCAGAAUGAUUACCUUGAUAAAAUCUAGGCCGAGUUUGAAAAUGGGUCUUCUGGGGUCAAAUACUAGGUCACUAGGUCAAAUCGAAGAAAAACAUUGUGUAUGCAAUAGAGGAUGUAGUUUUCAAUUGAUCUUCAUGAAAUUUGGUCUGAGUGAUCGCAUUGAUGAAAUCUAGGUCUAGUUUGAAUAUGGGUUAUCUGAGGUCAAAAACUAGGUCAGAUUAAAGAAAAUUAUUGUGUAUGCGAUAGAGACUGUUUUUUUUCAAUUGAUUUUUAUAAAAUUUGGUCAGGAUGAUUGCCUUAAUGAAAUCUAGGUCGAAUUUGAAUAUGGGUCAUCUGAGGUCAAAAACUAGGUCACUUGGUCAAAUCAAAGAAAAAACUUGUGUUUGUGAUAGAGGCUGUAUGUUUCAAUUGAUCUUCAUGAAUUUUGGUCAGAAUGAUUGCCUUGAUAAAAUCUAGGUCGAGUUUGAACAUGGGUCAUCUAGGGUCAAAAACUAGGUCAUAUCUAAGAAAAUGCUUGUUUUAUCGCAAGAGACCAAUUUUUUGGUCCAAUCUUAAUGAAAAUUGGUCAGAAUAUUUGUUUCCAUGAAAUCACUAGGUCAACCAUGUUUUACACUGUUAUGGUGUGUUUCUUAGGUGAGCGACCUAGGGCCAUCUUGGCCCUCUUGUUUGCUUUUGAACAUGAUAAAGACAACAUUUUGCAAUCAACUUUAAUGAAACUUGCACACAACUUGUAUUGGCAUAAUAUCUCGGUUCCUUUCGAAAACUGGCCAAAUCCCGUCAUAGGUUCCGGAGUUAUGGCCCCUUAAAGGGCUAAAAUUUGCUAUUUUUGGCUUGUGAACACAAUAGAGACCACAUUUUGCAAUCAACUUUAAUAAAACUUGCACACAAGUUGUAUUGGCAUAAUAUCUCGGUUCCUUUCGAAAACUGACCAGAUUCCAUCAUGGGUUUCAGAGUUAUGGCCCCUUAAAGGGCCAAAAUUUGCUAUUUUUUGCUUGUGAACACGAUAGAGACCACAUUUUGCAAUCAACGUUAAUCAGACUUGCACACAACUUUUAUUGGCAUAAUAUCUUGGUUCCUUUUCGAAAACUGGCCAGGUUCCAUCAUGGGUUUCAGAGUUAUGGCCCCUUAAAGGGCCAAAAUUUGCUAUUUUUGGCUUGUGCAGUCAUAUAGAGACUUUAUUUAUGGUUUGAUUUGAUACAAACUUGCCAAAUAUCUUCAACAACAAUAAAUAUUGGAUUCCAUGAUGAAUCUGUCAGAUCCAAUCAUAGGUUCUGAAGUUAUUUUAUAUCUGAUUACCUCCCCUGAUUUUAAUCAAAAUGAAUUUGUAUCAGUAAGUACUUAUAGGACUCAUUUGAAAUUUUAUUAUUGUCAUUAGUUGGACUCAGACAAUCUGGGUAGAUAACUAUGGACUGAUUUUAUGUCAAAUUACCUCCCUUUAUUUCAAAUCAAAAUGGGUGUAUCUCCAUAACUAAUGAAGAUACUGAUCUGAAAUUUCAUUUAUGCCAUCAGAUGGACUUGGACAAUCAGUGAUGAUACAUAUUGACUGAAUUUAUGACAAAUUACCUCCCUUUAUCUUUUAUUUAAAUGAAUAUACCUAGCAUCUUCUAAUGAGAUUGUUUGAAACAUUAUUUAUGUCUUCCAUGGUAAGAAAUUUCUACUAUUUCUUACUUUUCUAAUAUAUUGUUGUAAAGGCUUGUACUCUAUAACUUCUACAUGCAUUUACCAAUGCAUGAUUACCUCCCCUGAUUUCAAUAAAAAUGGAUUUAUCUCAGUAAGUAUUUAUAGGACUUAUUUGAAAUUUCAUUAUUGUCAUUAGUUGGACUGAGACAAUCAGGGUAGAUAACUAUGGACUGAUUUUAUGUCAAAUUACCUCCCUUUGUUUCAAAUUACCUCCCUUUGUUUCAAAUUAAAAUGGGUGUAUCUCAGUAACCAAUGAAGAUACUGAUUUGAAAUGUCAUUUAUGCCAUCAGAUGGACUCUGACAAUCAGCGUAGAUAACUUUUGACUGAAUUUAUGACAAAUUAUUUCCCUUUAUUUUAUGUAAAUGAAUAUACCUCAGCAGCAUCUAAUGAGAUUAGUUUUAAAUGUUAUUUAAGUCUUUAAGGGUAAGGAAUAGUCAUGCUAGUACAAAAAUGCAGCAUUUGAGCCAAGAACCUUCAAACUUGGUAUGGAGAUUGGCUAUGACUAGUAUGUGACCCAUAGGUCAAAAGGGACUGUUACAAGAAAAUAUUUAUCCUGAUGAUAUUAAGUGUAUGCCUAUGUGAUCUAUGUCAAAACUUGAUCUUAUCAUUAAGAGCAAUGGUACUCAGGUGAGCGAUAUAGGGCCAUCAUAGCCCUCUUGUCUCAGGAUAAUGUUAGAUAUGAUGUAAGCAGACCAAAGCUAAUAAAUGGGUUGCUUUCUUAGAAACUUUUUUUAUAAACCCAUUUGAAAAAUGGGACGUAAUAUGGGAAUGCCCCCCCAGUGGGCAUUCGACGUCGUAACGACGUUGAUACGAUGUUGGAUAUGGACGUUCAUUCAACAUUGCAUUUUGGUUGAAAAUGGAAGUUUUUUAGACGUCGGAUUCUGACAUUGAUUCAACGUUGGUUUUCUGACGUUGGUUAAAUGUCAUAUUUCUGAUAUUAAUUAAAUCGGUUUUUUGUUUCAAAGAACCAACAUUAAUCAUUUCAUCUUUAUUAAUCAUUUUAUUAAUAAUGUAACACUAAAAUUCCUUUCAAUCGACAUCUAUCGUCAUGAUAUAUAAGGCCAACAUAAAUUCGGUGUAGUCAGUGGAGAACUUUCUGCUUUGUUGAAUCUCUCAAAAUCUUCACAAUUAUUUGUGCAAACUUCAUCUGAAAUAUAUAAAAUUUGAAUGUUCAGUAAUUUCAAAGGCAUUCUGAAAGUUUAAAUUUUAAACAUUCUAUUCAAAGUUAUCUCUAUUAUUAUUAAUGUAUGUUUAUAAUCAUUAUUUUAUGGUUAAAGUUAUUUAUCUUGUUCUUACGAAUUGUAUGAAUUUUUCAAAGACAGAAAAUAAUUGACCUGUAAAGUCAAUUAAUUAAGAAAUGAAUAUUAAAAUACUCACUUUCUACAAAUUGUGUUGAAUAAUAAUCCAUACACUUGCUCUAAAUGUCUGCAAAUGUAUCGAAUUACCAUGAGAAUGUGUAAACAUUUCUGCGAGUUGCUUGUGUCUGACUGAGCUACAUGUGUAAAGUUUAACACUGGGUCAGAUUUCGUAACUAAUAUCCAAGUAUUCAUCUGACAUCAUAGUUUAAAAUUGAGCCAAAAUGAAAAUUCUUGCGCCAGACCAAUUUAAUCUGAUAAAUGCUUACUAGAAAACACUAGCCUACAUUUAACAAUAUCACCAUGUACAAAUGAAAUUGAAAUUAUGAUUUUGUUUUAAACUCAAGAUUUCAUCAUAGCAAAAUAUAA
This is a messenger RNA of Mercenaria mercenaria, 9407 nucleotides long. Its product is annotated as protein wntless-like. Gene Ontology annotation, biological process: Wnt signaling pathway; intracellular protein transport; Wnt protein secretion. The record is from RefSeq and is a predicted model, not a curated record. NCBI's taxonomy places the organism in Eukaryota, Metazoa, Mollusca, Bivalvia, Venerida, Veneridae. The coding region runs from base 95 to 1738 and encodes 547 amino acids. Gene Ontology annotation, molecular function: Wnt-protein binding. Gene Ontology annotation, cellular component: endomembrane system; organelle membrane. The transcript has 14 exons.